This is a messenger RNA of Lasiosphaeria miniovina, 856 nucleotides long. RefSeq lists its product as uncharacterized. The transcript has a single exon. The record is from RefSeq and is a predicted model, not a curated record. NCBI's taxonomy places the organism in Eukaryota, Fungi, Ascomycota, Sordariomycetes, Sordariales, Lasiosphaeriaceae. The coding region runs from base 121 to 732 and encodes 203 amino acids.
CUGCGCCGGCGUGUAGCCCGUCAGCUAGGUCGAAAAAUCACUGCCUCGUCUGAGAUGUCCUUAAAGAGGCCUGACUGAACCAGGGACAAGGUAGCUGCACAUAUACGAAGUGAGUGUUGUAUGCUGGCCACGAAGGGUUCUGGGUUCGGCUUGGACAUAUGUCACAGCAGGGGACCUGGAUAUUCCUGGUGGGGGUUGCUGAAGAAAAGGAGAAGGGUUUGUCGAGAACCAAAGCAGGUCCCGGGUAAGGUGCGUUGCAGCGGCGUACCUGCGGGCGACUGGUCUUUGGUUGGGUGUCCACUGCCCAGGCCAGACAUGGGGGGGGACCCGAUCCCAAUGUGCGCCGCGGCCCCCCUGAAGACCUCUGAUCUCGGACCGGAAGUCUGCCACUGGCACUUGGAAAUCCAGCCUUCGGCACUGAUAUUAGCUCCUUAUCCAGCCCCCCUUGACCUAAAUCCUGAAUAUAGGGACUGUGCAGCAUAUGUAUCCAUACCUACGCACAAUAUUCAAAUUCGAGCAGCCUCAAAGUCCGGUUCAAGUGCAAGUGCCUCUUACAAUUGGAGAGACCAGCGCUGGCAAAAACCACUUUGCUUUGUUCCUCACACUACACACAAUCGUCUAGCGUGUGACCAUGCGAGGGAUCGCCUGCGAGUAGGGAUGAUAUGCACAGCACAGAUGCGGAGUGCAUACCAAGAACCGAACCAUGCCCAGACGGGUUGCUGUGUGACUUGAAGGGGGGAAAGCUGGAAGUCUUGCAUGUCAUGCUAGCGCCUGUCUGCAGGUUGACAGGAGUGUAGAGCGGCGCGGGCAGGCAAACAACAAGAACCAGUCCUUAUAGCCCCUAUCGAAGCUAUCG